AAGAAUUAACGACGUCGAUCAAAUACAAGACAAAAAUAAAAUGUUGUCUACCUACCAACACAUGAUUUUUAUGCAGAAUGUGUGUUGACUUGCUGUGCCUAAUUUUUAUGCAGAAAAACAUGUAGGUUGAUGGUUAGUUCUUUCUUAAAAAUAAUCUUGAACAAUCGAGGCAGCUGAGCAAAGAUCUAUUCUGUGACAAGGGAAGAAGUGAAAAGAGUUAACAGUUAAGACAACAGAAUUUUGAGUGAAGCUUGAAAAUAGAUAUAUUUCAUUUAACGAGAGGUGAAUAUGUGGUCGCUGUGCAGAAAAAGAUUAUUGAAAAAUGCGAAGAUAACACCAAUUUUAUCAAAAACACUGUCUACAACAACAUGUGCAAGAAACGAACUCCAAAUUCAAAAUGGCAGCAUAAAAAAUAUUACUGUAGUAGGUGGAGGUAUAAUGGGCUCUGGCAUAGCCCAAGUCAGUGCACAAAGUGGAUUUAAAGUUGUUGUAGUUGAUACUGAUGAAUACACACAGUCUUGCAUGGUAUCAAUUAUAAAAUCUUUGAACAUUAUAGCUAAGAAAAAGUUUCCUGAUGAACCAAAAGGGGGCAGAAAAUUUAUAGACGAUGUUUUAAAUAAUAUUAAAACCACUCAGCAUUUAGAAAAUGGAUUGCAAAACACUGAUUUAGUUGUGGAGGCUGUCUUAGAAAAUCUUCCCAUCAAGCAGGAAAUAUUUAAAAAAAUUGAUGAAAUUACUGCCAACAAAGAUGUAAUUUUCGCUUCCAACACAUCGUCACUAAGUAUUGACGAAAUUGGAAAAUAUAUUUCUUAUCCUGAACGAUUCGCAGGUCUUCACUUUUUUAACCCAGUUUGGAAAAUGAAAUUAACAGAAGUUGUGAAAGCAUCAAAAACUUCCAAUGCGACCAUGGACAAGCUUACUGCUUUCUCCAAAGAUCUUGGAAAGACACCAGUGAUUAGUUACGACAAUCUAGGCUUUAUCGUGAAUAGGCUAAUGGUACCAUAUUUAAUGGAAAGUUUGCGUUUUUUAGAACGUGGACAUGCCUCUGUUAAAGACAUAGAUACUGCAAUGAGAUUAGGAGCAGGAUACCCAAUGGGACCAUUUGAAAUCAUUGAUAUCAUUGGCCUUGAUAUAGUGAAAUCUAUUGUUGAUGGUUGGCACAGCAAAGAGCCGGAAAAUCCCUUAUUUUUCCCAAGUGAGAUAUUAAAUAACUUAGUACUUGAACAGAAGCUGGGACGAAAAACUGGAAUUGGUUUCUACAAGUACAAACAUACAAUGUAUUAAAGUAUUUAUUUCUGUGCGAAAUUAUAAUCUGUAUCAAAGUAUUUUUUUCUGUUUAUUCCAUACUUAUUUGAUAGGAAGUCUAAUAUGUAUAUAUAAAAAGUAUAUUCAUAACAAAUGUAAAAUAAGCCUUGUAUUGUGCCUUACUCCUA
Molecule: messenger RNA, 1433 nt
Organism: Hydractinia symbiolongicarpus
Lineage: Eukaryota; Metazoa; Cnidaria; Hydrozoa; Anthoathecata; Hydractiniidae
Product: hydroxyacyl-coenzyme A dehydrogenase, mitochondrial-like
Exons: 1
Coding region: 289-1284 (331 amino acids)
Biological process (GO): fatty acid beta-oxidation
Cellular component (GO): mitochondrion
Molecular function (GO): NAD+ binding; (3S)-3-hydroxyacyl-CoA dehydrogenase (NAD+) activity
Source: RefSeq, a predicted model, not a curated record